Molecule: messenger RNA, 412 nt
Organism: Saccostrea cuccullata (small rock oyster)
Lineage: Eukaryota; Metazoa; Mollusca; Bivalvia; Ostreida; Ostreidae
Product: transient receptor potential cation channel subfamily M member 6-like
Exons: 3
Coding region: 6-275 (89 amino acids)
Source: RefSeq, a predicted model, not a curated record
UAAACAUGAUUACCUGCACCAGUACCCCCAUGGUGGGCCUCCUGAUACAGGGUGGACCAUUAGAUAUUGACCAUGUGGUGGACCUUCUCCGGAGAAAAGUUAUUGUUCUGGUUCUACAGGGAACAGGACUGGGAGCCGAUCUUAUAGCGUUUGUGUACUUUGAAAAAGUUCAUCACCAGGGUGAUGAGUACGAGUCUUUUGUGAAAACUGAGUUAAUUAAGAGAAUGAUGAACUGUUAUCCAAAGGAUUUUGUGGACAAUGAGCUGGCCCAAUGAAUGUAGAGACAAAAUACUGGAGUGUGUUAAUCUCGCCCACCAGGAGAAUGGGAGGUUCCUAACUAUUUUGGACAUAAAUGCGGAUCCCACUGGACUUAAGAAUUUGGACAAAUACAUCUUACUCACAUUGUUUGAAU